Messenger RNA from Camelus dromedarius (Arabian camel), 6613 nucleotides. It is a transcript of the gene KPNA6, whose product is annotated as karyopherin subunit alpha 6. The transcript is spliced from 14 exons. The record is from RefSeq and is a predicted model, not a curated record. The coding region runs from base 70 to 1680 and encodes 536 amino acids. Gene Ontology annotation, cellular component: nucleus; cytoplasm; nucleoplasm. Gene Ontology annotation, biological process: NLS-bearing protein import into nucleus. Gene Ontology annotation, molecular function: nuclear import signal receptor activity; protein binding. Lineage: Eukaryota; Metazoa; Chordata; Mammalia; Artiodactyla; Camelidae.
GUCCGCCAUAUUGUCUGCUGAAGCUGCCGCCGAAGCUGCCGCCGCCAAGUAGGAGCGAGCGGGGCCGCGAUGGAGACCAUGGCGAGCCCAGGGAAAGACAAUUAUCGAAUGAAGAGCUAUAAGAACAAUGCCCUAAACCCUGAAGAAAUGAGGCGAAGAAGAGAGGAAGAGGGCAUUCAGCUCCGGAAGCAGAAACGGGAACAACAACUUUUUAAACGGAGAAAUGUGGAGUUGAUUAAUGAAGAAGCCGCCAUGUUUGAUAGUCUCCUUAUGGACUCCUAUGUGAGCUCUACCACUGGGGAGAGCGUGAUCACAAGAGAGAUGGUGGAGAUGCUCUUUUCUGAUGAUUCUGACCUGCAGUUAGCAACCACACAGAAAUUCCGGAAACUGCUCUCCAAAGAGCCUAGUCCUCCAAUAGAUGAAGUUAUUAACACUCCGGGAGUGGUGGAUCGGUUUGUGGAAUUUCUGAAGAGGAAUGAGAAUUGUACAUUACAGUUUGAAGCUGCCUGGGCUCUAACGAACAUUGCCUCUGGAACCUCUCAGCAGACCAAAAUUGUCAUUGAAGCAGGGGCUGUCCCCAUUUUUAUAGAGCUGCUUAACUCGGACUUUGAGGAUGUACAAGAACAGGCAGUCUGGGCACUGGGAAAUAUAGCUGGAGACAGCUCCGUUUGCCGAGAUUAUGUCUUGAACUGUUCCAUCCUUAAUCCUUUGUUAACACUCCUUACCAAGUCCACACGGCUGACAAUGACACGGAAUGCAGUCUGGGCCCUGUCAAACCUCUGCCGAGGGAAAAACCCACCCCCAGAGUUUGCAAAGGUCUCCCCUUGUUUGCCUGUGCUGUCUCGCCUACUCUUCAGCAGCGACUCGGACUUGCUGGCAGAUGCUUGCUGGGCCCUUUCUUAUCUGUCUGAUGGCCCCAACGAGAAGAUCCAGGCAGUCAUAGACUCUGGAGUCUGCCGGAGAUUGGUAGAGCUUCUAAUGCACAAUGAUAACAAAGUGGCUUCUCCUGCCCUGAGAGCUGUGGGUAACAUCGUCACCGGGGAUGACAUCCAGACGCAGGUCAUUCUUAACUGUUCUGCCCUCCCUUGCCUCCUCCACUUACUGAGCAGCUCUAAAGAGUCAAUCCGAAAGGAAGCUUGCUGGACCAUUUCAAAUAUCACUGCUGGCAACAGGGCUCAGAUACAGGCUGUCAUAGAUGCAAAUAUCUUCCCUGUGUUGAUCGAAAUCCUUCAGAAAGCAGAGUUCCGUACAAGGAAAGAGGCAGCCUGGGCCAUCACCAAUGCCACAUCAGGAGGAACCCCUGAGCAAAUCAGGUACCUGGUCUCACUGGGCUGCAUCAAACCCCUGUGCGACUUGCUGACUGUGAUGGAUUCAAAGAUUGUGCAAGUGGCCCUCAAUGGCCUGGAGAACAUCCUUCGGCUUGGAGAGCAAGAGGGCAAGCGCAGUGGCUCAGGGGUCAAUCCCUACUGUGGCCUCAUUGAGGAAGCCUAUGGCUUGGAUAAAAUUGAAUUUCUCCAGAGCCACGAGAACCAGGAGAUCUACCAGAAGGCCUUCGACCUCAUUGAGCACUACUUUGGCGUAGAAGAUGAUGACAGCAGCCUGGCUCCCCAGGUGGAUGAAACGCAACAGCAGUUCAUCUUCCAACAGCCUGAGGCCCCCAUGGAGGGCUUCCAGCUAUAAUGUCUGCCUCCGGGGAGGGGAGGGGAUGGGAAGCACCACCAACCAGCGGAAAAGCAGCCCUCUGGUGGGCGGGAUACCAGCCCCCCAUCGUCAGCCACCACACACCUCUGCUGCCCUGGAAACUGUGCUCUUGCCCUGCUCCGCCCCCUUCCCUGGAGGGAGCACCCUCUGGACAGACAGAACCAUCUGAGGCUCACAUUUGGGUUUUGUGACGAGAAGGGGACGUGUUGGGUUUUUCUUCCUUACACUAUAUUUUGGCUGCACAUAAUGUCUUUAACCCAGGAGCCCAAGGGUAGACAAAGGAGGACUGAGGUAAUCAAUUUUGCACCUUUUUUAUUUUAUUUUUUUUCUUUAGUGGUGACUUCCUUCCUUUUAUCUUCCUUCAUCCUUCCCAGUCCUCUGCCGUGAUCUGUGUAACUCUUAUCUUGGGUACUUGAGCAGAUGGAAUAUUCCAGAGAUGGGGAGGGGGGUGGGAGGGGAGGGGAGAAAUCCAAAACAAAGUGUUCUUGCUCUGACAGAAUAUUAAUCUUGUAUGCUUGGAUUGAGUUAUUUAAUUUUUUCUUUUGCACAUUUUUCUUGUAUUAAGAUUGCUCUUUCCAAGAGCCAUGAGUUCCUGGUUUUAGGAAUCCCAGCUGCCAGCAUUGUCUGGAUCUAGAGGCUAAGGGGGAGGUCACCAUGAGACAAAGACCCCUCCCUCUCUCUGACCUCUUGCCCAGACCUCUUUAGUUUGGGAGCUCCCCUUCACUCUCCCUGGGCAUGUACACCAGUGGGAGUGAGGGGGGAGGAGCACAGGCCUUCAGACGGGGCUUCCCAUGUGUCGCUACUGAUCCCGUGUGUCCUACCCACCUUCCAAUGGUGCAACCCAACUUCAUUUGUUUACUUGAAAAUUCCCCUCAGAGUUGCAUUGAACCUCUGAGGUAGCUGUAUUUUCUCCUAAGCACGCGACAGGGGGCUGUGGUCCUUCCUUUCUCCUGAGGAGAAAGUUCUUGCUCUGGUGACCCAUCUAAGUUGCAGAGGAGGUUGGAGUGAGAGUGUCAUGUGUUGGGAUAGCCACAGAUCCCUGCCUUUGGCCUUUCUUCUUCUUCUUCUUCCUCUUCCAUAGUUGGAUCAUGUAUAUUUUACUUCCAAAGGAGAGAAUGUCAGAAAGUUCUGUAUUUUUUUAUAUUCUAUAUAUUAGGUAGAUCAAUCUUAAUUGGUCUCAAGAGGAAGAACUGUCUCUGUAAUUUCUGAGUAGGAUACUGUGAGGAAGACCAAAAAGAGAUGUAGAAGCUUCUUCGCUCAGGAAGCCUGACCUUGGUCCUUUUCCUCUGUGCUUGGGUUCUGGGUCACCACCUGGGGCCAGCCCUUAGCUCUGGAACCUUUGUAGCCAGUAAUCCUGGUCUGAUUGUCCCAGUACCUGAAGGGAGCAAAGGACGGCCCCAGGGCCUGAUGAAGUCUACCACUGAGUCCUUGCUGCUGAGCAUCCUGAUUGCAUCAGGGAAUCCAGAAAGCAGUCUGCCUCCUCAGAUUCUGUCUCAGAGGACCCUUGUCCGCGUAAGUUUCACAGAUGGCUGCUCCUCCUGUUACCACAGAAAUUCAGCAGCCUCAGGACUUCUGUGAGAGGGAUUGAUAUCUUCCCUGAUUGGGAUCCUUGCACAUGAUUUGGGUUUUGCUCUUCCUGUGACAAUUGUAAUCCUGAUGCCUUUUCUUUUCCCUUUGAGUAGAGCUACUGCAGUGCCUCGGUGGCUUGCCUGUAUGCAUCAGUGGAUCACACAUGAUAGUAAAGCCCAGUUGUUGGGGGUGGGGUGGAAGAAGUUGUUGGCCAAGUGUGGAGCUAGUGGUGGAGCUGAAGGCAUAAUCUGCCCUGCCCCUGCUUCCCCACAGAGGUCAGUCAGAGAUGCCCUGUUCCAAGCUAUAUUUCCCUUCCCCAGAAGCAAUGCCAUUCUUUCUCCCGUUCCUACACAUCCCCCCUCUGGCUCAGGUGAAAUUCAUGCCACUCUGCUUACAGAUAAAAAGUUCAAGUGCUUUUGGCCAUUGAUCCUGAAUUUGCCCCAAGUGUUGAGAUCCAACUCCAGAGCCAUUUUCUGAGAAAGGUGGUUGGAACUAGUGGUUACAACUGAAAAGUCUCACCACUGCUGUACCACCUGAGUCAAAUGUUACUUUUUGGCUUCGGCAUGAUGACUACCAACCCCCAGUCUCCCAGGUAGGCAAGGGGCAGGACCCUUUUCACUUGGCCUGCUGACUCCAUUACAAAGUUAUUUUCUUACAGUUAAAAGGAAAUCCACCCACCCCACCCCUUGUCCUUGUCCAAAGAGCAGAACAUUUAGUAAGAUCUAUUUUGUACAUCUCAAGCAAUAGUUAAGUCCCUGCCUUCCCCAACUGUUCCUCCAAAAUUUACUUUCACUUCAGAUCUGGGCCGGGUACCAGAUGGGAGACUUUUUUGACCACCUGGCUACUGCGUAAAGCCUGUUAUCUACAAGGAUUCCAAAGGCUGAAGUCUCCCAAGGUGCAACGUGAGGACAAAUUUCUCAUCAAAUAAACGUGAUCUCUAGGAGCUUUACUUUGUUAGUGUCCUCCUCAGAUCAUGUUUUCUCAUCUUCCCCUGACCCCCUUUCAGUCAACAGAUGAAGUUCUUCCAGCCCAUAGAGGCAAUAACAUCAUCUUUUGUCUCCUCUCCUUUGGCCAUCUUAGGAAGCAAAAAUAUUAUUUCUUUUUUUAGCCCAGGCAUGAGAGCCAUUCUUCAUGGGCAGCCCCCAUCUGGACUCCAGACCCUGGCCGAGGUGAGGUCAGAGGCGUUCUGGCAGAUUUCUGAAUGGAUGUUAGAGGGAUGGAGGGGCUCUCCAGCCUGCUGUAGGGAAUAGCCUGGUAAGACAUGUUUUGGGAAUCUUAAUAUUUUGAUGCAUGGCUAUUACGUCCGUUUUAAGAUCUCUGGUAUGUUGGAGAUAUUUAGGUGUGGAUUAAGGGGUCAAGGAGUCUUUUUUUCAGCUAAAAUUUUCAAGUAGUGUUUUGAACAGUGCCAGCUACUCUUUAUUGCCAGUCCCUCAGGGCAUCCCACCCUAAACCAUCUUCUCUAGUACUAACUGUAUCUCUGAUCUUAGGAGCCUGCCUUCAGUUCUGAGCUAUUGCCAGUGACUGACUGGCCUUGGUGUUGGCUGCAACCUUCUGGUAGAGAAUCAAAUGGGUUCCACUCUCAGCUGGCCGGCCAGGUUACUUGGGACAGUGGGUACAAAUGACCCUUCGAAGAAACAGGUGUUGAUGGCUUCAGCUUUCAGGGAUCCUUUGUGUUCCCACUUACCUAGAACCCUUAGAUCUACUUCUGUUCUCUUUUCCUUGGAAGCCUUUUCCAGGAGCCCUAUUUUUUGGAGCUAAAUUGCACAGAUUAUAGCUGCUACCAUACUUAGUCAAGGAAGAGUGAAAGAAGGCUUCCAGGCAAACUUUCAGUUUCCCUCAAGCCAAACCAGUUUAAAUUGAAAACUAGCAGAAUGGACUGGAUUUCCAUUUUCUCACUGUCUACCUACCUUCCCACUACACUCUAUAGAGUUACUCCUGUUUCUAGCAAACUAGAGGGGAAGAAGAUGAAUACCUAGCAAUACUUCCCUCCUCUUUCCACAUCUCUUCUCCCCAAGACUUAUUCAGCCUGGUAUCCAACAUCUGUGAUACUCCUCAGUAGAUUUAUCUUGUGGGCUCGGGUUCUGAAUUCUUAGUUGAAGGCGAGGAGCCAGAUUCACCAGGUACUUGCAGGCACUACAGCGACCCAUUGGGAGAACAGGCUGGCUGGGGUCCUCAGGAAUGUGCGCCUGUCUGCCUCCCUGGCAGGCCAGGGAAGGGUACCAGGCUCAGUGCAGUGAACCAUAGGCAAUGCUCACAACCAGGAGCAACAUCUAGGUAAGACUAGCCUGGAAAUAAGUGCAUGUGAGACUGAGAAAUAGCUCAGAGUAGGUUUCUUCCACAGCCGUUUCAGGAUUGUAUAUUCUAGACCAGUCUUGUCCAAUAUUUUUUUUCUGUCUUUUGUAUUUUUUGUUAAGCCAAUAAGCUGAGAAUUUGGCCCUGUGGGGAUCCAUAUGGUAGGCAAUAGCUGCUCUCUGGCCAAGGCCUUCAUAAAUGAUGCAGUCAUCCUAUUGUCUGUUCCCUAGCCCCAUGCCCAGAUUAGGACCAUGGUAAGGGAAGAAUCUGAGGUCAGUACCAACUCAGUCUGUGAAUUAAAGCUGUUAGUUUUCCUCUGAGAGGGCAUUCUCCAUCAGGCCUGGGCUAUGUGCAGAAUCAAAACUGGGUGUGAAUGAGAAGAAGAACCAUUAAAUUUGGGGCCCAGAACACUCCAGGAGAAAGGUUUGAGUAGUGCGUCAUGAAGGUCUUCAAUGGGUCUGGGCCCACCUCACUGCUUCUGGGCCAGCCUGACUGCUGAUGUCCACAUCAGCACAUACCUGAACCCCUCUGCUAAACCUAGUCCUGCUCCCCUACGUAGGUCAUAUGUCCAGCCCCUGGGUUUGGGAAGAGACAACUCUGCCAUGACGAGAACCCUCAGGCCUUGGAGCUGGGUAUUGGCUCUUCUAGCUAGCUUUUGUGGGAAUUGCCUUUGAGCCUCUAAAGAAGCAAAGCAGAGCCACCCAAGACAGAAGAGAUGUCCCUCAAAAACAGCUUGGGUUCCCAGCUACAGACCCUAGGAAGGUGAAACAAACCUUUUUCCUCACUGGUUUUUCUUUCCAAAUUUAUUUGCUUUUAAGAACUAUAAACUCUGGCUAUUGUUUUCCAUGUUCUCAGGGCCCCUGGGUAGACAGACAAAGUUUGAUGAUUUCAGAGCAGAUAUAGGCCAAGAAACCAUGGCAUUGAGUGUGCUGAGUCCAGACAAACGAUAUUUAUAUACACAUCCAAAUUUGAAGAGACGAUGUAUUUCUUUAGGUUUCAAACACUGUAAUAGAUACAAAGCAAAAAUAAAAACCUGUUGCAAAGUUCUAAA